Juglans regia (Persian walnut) is the source of this 519-nucleotide messenger RNA. RefSeq names its product PR5-like receptor kinase. The record is from RefSeq and is a predicted model, not a curated record. Gene Ontology annotation, molecular function: ATP binding; protein kinase activity. Lineage: Eukaryota; Viridiplantae; Streptophyta; Magnoliopsida; Fagales; Juglandaceae. Gene Ontology annotation, biological process: protein phosphorylation. The transcript has a single exon. Bases 1 to 519 code for a protein of 172 amino acids.
AUGCAAAUUUUACAUUUCGACAUUAAGUCUCAGAACAUUCUUCGUGAUGAGAAUUUCAAGCCCAAAAUUUCGAAUUUUGGCUUAGCGAAAUUGUACCCAGUGGAAGAUAGUCUUGUUCGUUUGACUCGUGCAAGAGGAGCGUUUGGAUACAUGGCUCCUGAAAUGCUUUACAAAAAUAUUGGAGGCGUUUCAUACAAAGCUGAUGUCUAUAGCUUUGGAAUGUUGUUGAUGGAAAUGGUAAGCAGAAUAAAGAACGUGCAUGCAUCUGCAGAACAUUUAAGCCAAAUUUACUUCCUCACUUGGAUAUAUGAUCAAUUCCAUGAUGAAAAGAAUAUAGAAAUACAAGAUGCUACUGAAGAUGAAAGGACAAUAUGUAAGAAGAUGAUGAUAGUCGCAUUAUGGUGCAUACAAUUGAAGCCUAGCGAUCGUCCAUCAAUGAACAAAGUCGUCAAAAUGCUUGAAGGAGAUGUUGAAUGCUUACAAGUUCCUCUCAUGCUUCUCCAACCAUCAGUAAAGUGA